Messenger RNA from Rhopilema esculentum, 5555 nucleotides. Its product is annotated as helicase POLQ-like. Lineage: Eukaryota; Metazoa; Cnidaria; Scyphozoa; Rhizostomeae; Rhizostomatidae. Gene Ontology annotation, molecular function: nucleic acid binding; ATP binding. The record is from RefSeq and is a predicted model, not a curated record.
GAUUUAUUGACAAAGAAAUUACGUCAAAGGAAUCAAAUGCAACACGUGCUAGAACCACAAAACACACGUGAAUGUUUCAUCAUGAAAGAAAAAUUACUGAAAGUGGGCUGCAAGAACAUUCAUUCAAAAGUGGCAAGGAGCCGUUUCCCUACUACCCAAUCAACUUUCUUAUUCUUUUGUUCACGUGAUUAUAUUUUACAGUGAACUUAGCAAGAAAAUGCAGCCAUAGAUACUAUUAACUGACAAGGUUCAACCAAAUUCUAGCGCGAGAAAUAAAUUUGGCAACUUGUGAUUGGCAAAGUUCGGUCAGGGCAAUCAGCUAUGCACUUAUAGCUUCAAAUCCCCAUUAUGGACGAGGAAAUUUACAUGAGCCAGUUUAAAAAAAGUUCUUUAAAAAGCAUUUCAGAUGCACGUGAAACCCAGCUAUGCUCUAAAAACGGGGUAGUGAGAACAGAAAAGCUUGUCGACUUGCAUCACCUGUGAGAAGUCUCUUGUUUCUUGAAUGAUAUUGAUGUCAAGUAUCUCUUCGGAACAUAUCAAAGUUUCUUUUAUAAGCUAAUAGACAUAGAUGCUUAGUAAACUGUGGACUACUGUGCUGAUAUCAUAUAAGCAUCCAGUCUGUCUGGAGUAUCCAUGAUAAAAAUAAUCUAAAAAGCUGUUUUAAUGAAUAUCGUGAUAUCGUGUUUUCAAUUUGUCACGAUAUCGAGGCUCCCAAGCGCCAAAAUUUUGAAAUUGUUGUAGUUGUCACAGGAAUUCCUUGUGAAAGAUCAACUUGAGAUUUAUCUUUGCAAGUCAACGUUGUAUUAAUUCUGUGUGAUUGAUUGCAAAUGUAUUUGAUUUGGUUUAACGUGCUGGUGACGCGAAACAUAAAGAUGCCAGUAAGUCAUAUUCUAAGCCAAAAAAACGACAGGGCCUAAUUAAUGUGGCAGUUAUCUGCUUGUUUCAUCGUGGGAUCGUUGCCUGAAACAAGGUUGGUGUCAGUACACAACAGGCUUUGUGUGUGUUAGAAUGAAUACAGCUUACGGUCUUUUAAAUUGAAUAGUUAUUUGGCUUUAAAAUAUGUGUGAUUCAGGAUUUCAUGUCGAGGGGAGAAAACCCUCGACCAACAUUGCAAAAAUGUUGCCAUCACAUGGAGAUGAAACCAGUGAUCACCAAGAAGCAGAGAAUGAUCAUAAUCAUGCUUUUAUCGAUGAUUUAUGGAACAGACUUUCCCCAAUCAAAAAUGGCUCUCCUACAUUGCAAUGUGAAAGAAAAGCAUCAGUGGCAAGUACUCCUCUUUUACCUAGUCAACGCCCUUCACGAUUAGUGAGAAGUGUAAAAAGAAGAAGACAUUCUAGGUUUCCCGAACAAAGACCAAAGCAACAAAAGAAACUUGAAGAAGAUAUCCCAGUAAUUUCUUCAUAUUCUUCAGCAGCUAUCAAUGAAGAAAGACAGAUGAUGGAAGUUUCUAACAUUGGUGAAAGUUUAAAUGAAGCAUUAACCGGAGAAAUUACUAUAAUUCCUAAUUCAAUGCCAAAUUCUCCUGAAAAAAUUAUAAUGAAGUCUGGCGCUAAAACAACAGAAAAUAUAAUUGAGGUAACUGACAGCCUUCACGUGACAACUGAUAUGCAUUCCAAGCUUACAACAUCUUUCGACAACAUGAUAAUGUCAGGAGAAUGCAACCUUGAAAAUGAUUCGAAUCUUGGAAAACAUAAGAAAUGUGAAACUUUCUAUGGACUACCACUAAAGGUCAAGGACAUUCUCAAGUUACAAAGAGGAAUAGAAAAUGUUUAUGAAUGGCAAAAUGAUUGUCUUAGUCUUCCUGCAUUAAAUAUGAGAAAGAAUCUGAUUUAUUCAUUGCCAACAAGUGGAGGGAAAACUCUUGUAGCAGAAAUCUUGAUAUUGAAAGAACUUCUUGUUAGAGAGAAAAAUGCCAUUUUGGUGUUACCAUAUGUUUCUAUUGUACAGGAAAAGGUUAGGGGCCUUUCCCCAUUUGCUGUAGAGCUUGGUUUCCAUGUUGAGGAAUAUGCUGCAAGCAAGGGUUCAUUCCCACCUAAGAAGAGAAGGAAGAGGCAGUCAGUAUAUAUAGCAACAAUUGAAAAGGCUGAUGGGAUUGUCAACAGCUUGAUUGAGGAUGACAGACUGGAUGAGCUUGGAAUGGUGGUAGUCGAUGAGCUACACAUGAUUGGUGAAGGUGGAAGUCGUGGUGCCAGAUUAGAAACGUGUCUUACAAAACUAAUUUACUCAAAAGCUGACGCACAAAUUAUUGGAAUGAGUGCUACUCUUGGCAAUCUCUGUGAUCUGGAGAAGUUCCUUGAUGCUGAGAUCUACUGCAAUGAUUUCAGGCCGGUGAAACUUACAGAGCAUGUGAAGUUUGGAGACACAGUCUAUGAAAUUGAUAAUGCUAAGCUACAAACUAAUGUCGAGGAGGCUUUCAAACCAGUGCGAAAAUUGACACAUCCAAAGGAGCUGAGUAAGAAAAUUGGAAGUGUAGAUCCUGACCACAUUUCAACUCUUGCUUUGGAAGUAAUUCCAAACCAUUCAUGUCUCAUCUUUUGUGCCACCAAGAAAAAUUGUGAAAAUGUAGCAGCGAUGCUUGUGAAGUGCUUACCUGACACGCUGAAGGAAACUAAAAAAGAACAAAGACUGCAGCUCCUGAAGACAAUUCGUGACAGUGUAAACAACGUGUGCGAAGUUCUCCGUAGGACAAUUCCAUACGGCAUUUCAUACCAUCAUAGCGGCCUUACAAUGGACGAAAGAAAGUUAAUCGAAGAUGCCUAUAGCUUAGGAACGCUGUGCCUUUUAUGUUGCACAUCAACACUAGCGGCUGGGGUCAACCUACCCGCCAAACGGGUUAUACUACGAGCUCCGUACAUUGGGAAUUCAUUUCUUACCAAAAGCCGAUAUAACCAAAUGAUUGGCAGAGCUGGUCGUGCUGGUAUUGAUAGCUCUGGGGAAAGCAUCCUGGUCGUGCAUGCCAAGGACAAAUCAAAGAUGAUGGAUUUAUUAAAAGGCAACAUUGACCGAUGCUAUAGCAGCUUGGAUUAUGAAGAAUCAAAAGGAUUAAGAGCUUUUAUUUUAAGUUCUAUAGGACUUAAGCUUUGUUCCACUGUGCCAGAAUUGAAAUCUCUUAUGGAGAAAACCCUCUUUUAUGUGCAAGGAUGUAAAGAAAGUGACUUUGAUAUAGAGCAGCGAAUUAACACAGAAAUUGAGAAGCUGUCUGCAGUUGGCCUGGUUCGUUUAAAGGAACAGAGUCAAAAUGGUUCGCUUACCAAAGUUCUUGAAGCCACCGAACUUGGAAGAGCUACAUAUAAAGGCUCCUUAGAUGUUGACAGUACUCAGUUCAUAUACCAAGAACUGCUGAAGGGGACCAAAAACCUUGUGCUUACCCAUGAGCUACAUUUGCUGUACCUAGUAACACCUCUGGAAAGUGUAAAAGACAUUCGAUUGAACUGGAUGCCGUACUACCAACAUUUCAGUAAAUUAUCACCAGAUGAGAUACAGGCUGCAGAACUGAUAGGUGUAUCCGAAAGCUUCAUAACGAGAAAGGCUGCCGGACAAAGGUGUGCAAAAGACAAUGUUAAUGAGUUUGUGCUCCGUCGAUUUUGGCUUACACUUAUGAUCUACCAACUGGUAAAAGAGGUAUCGGUAUGGCAGGUUGCCGCUAAUUUUGGAUCGACAAGAGGCUUUCUUCAAGGACUGCUGACGUCAACGGCCUCUUUUGCAUCCAUGCUUAUCAAUUUUACCAAGGAACUUCCUGAAUUUUGGUCACUGCGAUUGUUAUUUGAAGCUAUGCUUCAGAGAUUGUCAUAUGCAGCCACUGCGGAGCUUAUUCCAUUGAUGGAAAUCCCAGGAGUUAAGCUGGCUCGCGCAAAACAAUUAUACAAGGCUGGUUACCACACUUUGAAGUCACUAGCUUGGGCUAACGCAGAAGACCUCUGUAGAAAUAUCGACUAUUUGCCAAAGAAACAGGCGAAUCUAAUAGUAUCUACAGCAAAGAUGUUACUCCAAGAAAAGGCUGAAUCAUUAAGAGAUGAAGUUGAAGAAAUGAUGCAGCAAUCUCAAUAACGUGCAGGCUCAGUUGUCUGUCUUCUGCGACGAUAUUUACACUACAGCUGGUAGUAGGGGUCAGGAAUGCAGCUCUCAGCUUACGCAACAUCGCUACGGGUGAUUCCGACCCGGUUGCCGGUUGAAGAUUCUCCUUCAUGAAGAAAUCCAGUGAUCUGUCUCCGGACAAAUCUUCGUAUUCUACCAUUUCCCUUGAAGAACACCAGGGCGUUGAUUGAACAGUAUACAAAAAUGAAUACAAAUGCCCACAUGGUUGCUACACCUACAGCAGGGCUUUGGGUUUGAUUCUUUUCAUACUUAUGAUAAAUAAGCAUUGGGGUAAUGACGUUGAAUGGCACGUAGGUGAUGAUUAGGAAGACAAGCAUGGCCCAGAUAAGCGAGGUAGUUUUGGAAUCCAGUCUUGCAGAUACAGUGCCAUUGAAAUUUGUAUUGGCAAGACUUUUGGUGACGCUGAUGUUGUGAAUUCGUACUUUGCGUAGAAGCAGAGAGUAAGCGAUGAACACGGAGAGAAUGAGGCAAAUGUUGACGCCCACAAGGGCCAUUUGAAAGUGGAACGAGAUGAAACUUACCCCAAUGUAUGAGCUGAUAACUGUAAAAACAAAGCACACACCAAUAAGAAUACAUAUUUGUCUGUUACUUAAUGGCCUGGACGAUCGACGCAGUUUCUUUAUUUGAUACAAGCGAUCAAAUGAAAUGCACAUCAGCAUAAAGUAAGAGAAGUAUGCAAACAGAUAGAAUCCAUAAUGUGUCAGUUGAUCCAACAAGCAGCUUUUGUGGUCUUCUCUAAUCGAAAUAGUGACAGCUACGGCAGGCAUCACGAGCAUGGCUUGCAGAAAAUCAGAUGUACACAUUGCGAUCAUGAAUCGAAACGUGUUUGUGCUUGUCUGCUUUGUUUUGUAAAUACUGUACACCAGGAGAGAAUUGAGGCCCAUUGUUGUUACCGAUACCAAAGAAAUAAUUACUACCAAAUGGGUACCAUGAACCAGAUUGUGAGGCCAAAGUGAGCUGCACUUCUCUGUCAUCUUUAUGAAUGGAUUGUUUCUUGCACCUUCUAUGAAACCAGCUUUUUUCAAUAAGUGAGACUUCCGAACGACGCUUAAAUAACAAAGAUAAUAGAGUAACCUUUUACGCUUCGACAAUGUCUUGAUUCUUCUUGUAUUUUCAUCAAACUGCUUUUCCUGGUCUCAAUUCCCACUCCUUUUAUCAACGUUUGAUUUCUGUUUGUGUAUGCAAAGGCAAUUAUUGAAAGCGUGAAGUUUUGCCUUGGACUUGCUAGCAACGCAAAUACACUGCUCGUUAAGUUGUUUUUUCCACCUUGCCUGCUUAUUCAAACUAGACUUACAAAGUCUAUUAUUCAGUUAGUUCUCCGAUUGCAGCUUGCUCCGUUCCAGUAGUUGUGAGAAAAUCUACUUAGGUUUGUAAUGCUUCCUUAAUUGCGUCCAGAAAUAUCAACAUUCUACUAACUAUUGUAUUCGCUAUUCAUUGCUGGCGUAUUUUGGGCCCAGCUG